GAUCCUUAAUAUAAAGGUGGGUCUCAUUUCCGAAAUUUCAUUAAUAUUUUUGCGUAAAUUAAGUAAAAAAGGAAACAAAACAAAGUUUGAUGAGAAGAAGGGGAAAAUGGCGCACUCUACGAUCGCCGUUACACUGAGCCAGCAACUCUUUAAAAGGACCACUGUCCUCUUCCCUCACUCUUCUUUCAGAUCUCGUUCUCUUCUUCCUUCUUCUUCUUCUUCUUCUUCUGUUUCCUUCUCUCCUAACUUUCAUACUCCUCUUUCUUCUUCUUUCGCUCUCAGAGCCUCUUCUUCUUCUUCUUCGUCCACCUCCUCCACCGCUGCCAUGGGUGAAACUAUCGCCGCCGUCGAUGCCGGAAUGGACGCUGUUCAGCGCCGCCUCAUGUUCGAAGACGAAUGCAUUUUGGUGGAUGAGAACGACCGCGUGGUUGGUCAUGAUUCCAAAUACAACUGUCACUUGAUGGAAAAGAUUGAAGCUGAAAAUUUGCUGCACAGAGCUUUCAGUGUAUUCCUGUUCAACUCAAAGUAUGAGUUGCUUCUUCAGCAACGAUCUGGCACAAAGGUAACGUUCCCUCUUGUGUGGACAAACACCUGCUGCAGCCAUCCACUGUACCGCGAAUCUGAGCUUAUUGAGGAGGAUGCGCUCGGAGUGAGAAACGCUGCCCAGAGGAAGCUUUUGGACGAGCUUGGUAUUGUUGCUGAAGAUGUGCCAGUUGAUCAGUUCUUGCCUUUGGGCCGCAUACUUUACAAGGCACCUUCUGAUGGCAAAUGGGGAGAACAUGAAUUGGAUUAUCUGUUGUUCAUCGUCAGGGAUGUUAAGGUGAACCCUAAUCCAGAUGAAGUUGCAGAUAUCAGGUAUGUGAAUCGCGACCAGUUGAAGGAGCUACUGAGGAAAGCCGAUGCCGGCGAGGGAGGCUUGAAGCUGUCGCCAUGGUUCAGACUCGUUGUGGACAAUUUCUUGUUCAAAUGGUGGGACCAUCUUGAGCAAGGAACUUUGGGACAGGUUGCUGACAUGAAAACCAUUCAUAAGUUGAGUUAAAAGAAAAGAAAUAUAUCACAGAUGUUUAAGAUAUGGUAUGAGGGGUAGCUAUAAUUUUAAGCAAAUAAAAUUUGGUCCUUAUUGUAUUUGUACCAAAAAUAUUUGAACUGAUUGAAAAUGAUUUUCGUAGUUGUGGCCAAUAAUGUUGAAUUGUUGAUCGUGUCUGUUAUUGAUAAUAACCAGAACUUUAUUACCGCCGUGUAUCUUAUAACUUGCAGAACAAUUCUAUUAUAUGUGAAAUAAAAAUAAAAAAUAAAUUAGGAUUUUUA
Molecule: messenger RNA, 1308 nt
Organism: Arachis stenosperma
Lineage: Eukaryota; Viridiplantae; Streptophyta; Magnoliopsida; Fabales; Fabaceae
Product: isopentenyl-diphosphate Delta-isomerase I
Exons: 6
Coding region: 107-1039 (310 amino acids)
Biological process (GO): isopentenyl diphosphate biosynthetic process; isoprenoid biosynthetic process
Cellular component (GO): cytoplasm
Molecular function (GO): isopentenyl-diphosphate delta-isomerase activity
Source: RefSeq, a predicted model, not a curated record